CUGUGAUAUGGGAACUGGAGGCUCUGAAACUCCGGUCUUGCUCUUAGGCUGUCUUCUCCUCUUCCUAGUCAACUCGGUGGCGAGUCAAGACUUGGCUUCGUUCAACUGGAGCAGUUUUCCGGCGGGUUUCAUCUUCGGGCACUGCUUCUGCUUCUUACCAGUAUGAAGGUGCAGCAAAAGAAGGUGGUAGAGGCCCCAGUAUCUGGGAUGGCUUCACUCAUAGAUAUCCAGGAAGAUGUGGGGAUAAUGAAGGAAAUGGGAUUGGAUGCUUACAGAUUCUCCAUCUCUUGGUCCCGAUUAUUGCCUUGCUUCCCAAAAGGGAAAAAUUGGAAUAACAGUAGUCUCACAUUGGAUGGUGCCAUACUCCAAAGAAGUAUCCAACUAUGUUGCAGCUCAGCGAGCCCUUGAUUUCAUGUUUGGAUGGUUCAUGCAACCAUUAACCUAUGGUCGCUAUCCAAAAAGCAUGAGAUCUCUGCUCGGAAACCGCUUACCGGAGUUUGUGAAAGAGCAAUCUGCGAUGGUUAAAGGAUCAUUUGAUUUCCUGGGACUAAAUUACUAUACUGCUAACUAUGCAGCUAAUUCUCUCUAUAGUAACAGUGUCAACCAGAGCUAUUUCACAGAUUUUCACACUAAUCUCAUGGGGGUGCGGAAUGGUGUACCUAUUGGCCCAAAGUCUGGUUCGGAUUGGCUCUACAUGUAUCCACAAGGAAUCUGGGAGCUUCUGCUUCUUACCAAGAAGAGAUUCAACAAUCCAUUAAUCUAUAUUACUGAGAAUGGGAUGUCAGAAGUGAAUAACGGUACAUUACCGUUGGAGGAAGCUUUGAUGGACAACAUGAGAGUAGAGUACCAUCGUCGCCAUCUUAUAUUCAUCCGUAAAGCUAUUGAAGAGGGUGUGGAUGUGAGGGGAUACUUUGCAUGGUCACUUCUGGACAACUUCGAGUGGGGAGAAGGAUACACAGUUCGUUUUGGCAUUAAUUAUGUGGAUUACAAAAAUGGACUCAAGAGAUACCCAAAGCAUUCUGCAAUUUGGUUUAAAAAGUUCCUCCAAAGAUUGGUAUAGCUAGGGUUCAUGUAUGUAUAUUAGCACAUUCAUAUCCAAAAAUAUAAUUUAAUUUCAAUGAGUAAUUUUUUCUCUAAAGAUCAUUUGUAUUAAAAAAGAGAAAAGAAUGAAAAAAUAUUACAAAUAACUGAAAGGAGUUAUGUCAAAACCCCACUCAGACAACAGGAUGAAAGAGGAGAAGCACCUAUAAGAUUAAUUUGAUACAUAUUAAAAUGCUAAAUAUCUAAAAGUAUAGAACAUACUAAAAUGCGUUGAAUUCGAAAGUAUCGAAUUCUAUAUGAUUAAUUUGAUAUAUAUUUAUCAU
This is a messenger RNA of Macadamia integrifolia, 1364 nucleotides long. Its product is annotated as beta-glucosidase 12-like. The coding region runs from base 266 to 1060 and encodes 264 amino acids. The record is from RefSeq and is a predicted model, not a curated record. Gene Ontology annotation, biological process: carbohydrate metabolic process. Gene Ontology annotation, molecular function: beta-glucosidase activity. The transcript is spliced from 9 exons. Lineage: Eukaryota; Viridiplantae; Streptophyta; Magnoliopsida; Proteales; Proteaceae.